Messenger RNA from Catharus ustulatus (Swainson's thrush), 4457 nucleotides. It is a transcript of the gene PPFIBP2, whose product is annotated as PPFIA binding protein 2. Gene Ontology annotation, cellular component: presynaptic active zone. NCBI's taxonomy places the organism in Eukaryota, Metazoa, Chordata, Aves, Passeriformes, Turdidae. The record is from RefSeq and is a predicted model, not a curated record. Gene Ontology annotation, molecular function: protein binding. Gene Ontology annotation, biological process: neuromuscular junction development.
GCACCGGGAACGGGAACGGCACCGGGAACGGGAACGGCACCGGGAACCGGCAACGGGAAUAGGAACAGCACCCGGGAUCGGGGACAGGACCGGGAAUAGGAGCAGGACCCGGAAUAGGAACAGGAGCUGGGGCCGGGCUGCGGCGCUCGGAGCGCUCGGAGCGCUGCGCGGUCCCGGCGCUGCGGAGCGCGAUCGGGAGGAGGAUCGGGAUCAGGAGGAGGAUCGGGAUCAGGAGGAGGGUCAGGAUCAUCAGGAGGAUCAUCAAGGGGAGGAUCAGGAUCAUCAGGUCCAGCUCAGCGCUGUUCCAGGCGCUGUGACUCCAUCCCGCUCCAUCCCGCCGGCCGCGGCUCCUCCAAGGGAAAUGUUUAUUCUGGCGCAGAGGGAGUAAAGAUCUGAAGAAAUCCCAGAUCAUGGCUUCUGAUGCCAGUCACAUGCUGGAAGCAGCUUUGGAGCAAAUGGAUGACAUCAUUGCAGGCACAAAGUCAGCUGCAGAGUAUGCCAAUGGUGGUUAUGACAUCGUGUCCCCAGCUCCAUCAGUGUAUCUGGGCACAUUCCAGAUUUUGCACCUCCUGGAAGAUCUGAAGAUGGCCCUGGAGAUGCUGGAGGACCCCCAGGAGAAAGAAGCACUGAGGAACCAAAUCCCAGGGGCCACAGCAGUGUGCCUGAGGGAGUGGUUUGAGGAGAACCUGUCACAGGUGAACCAUCAUUCAUCCAAUAAUGAAACUUAUCAAGAAAGGCUGGCUCGAUUAGAAGGUGACAAAGAGUCACUCAUCCUGCAGGUGAGUGUUCUCACAGACCAGGUGGAAGCUCAAGGAGAGAAAAUCCGCGACUUAGAAAUCUGUCUGGAGGGGCAUCAGCUGAAGCUGAAUGCUACAGAAGAGAUGCUCCAACAGGAGCUGCUCAGUCGCACAUCGCUCGAGACCCAGAAAUUGGAUCUGAUGGCUGAAGUUUCAGACCUGAAGAUUAAGCUGGUUGGCAUGGAAAAGGAGCAGAGUGAAUAUGAAGAGAAGCAGAACAAAGCUGAGGGUUUGUUGCAGGAGCUCAGGCAUCUCAAAAUUAAAGUGGAAGAGCUGGAAAAUGAGAGGAACCAGUAUGAAUGGAAAUUGAAAGCAACUAAAGCUGAGAUAGCCCAGCUGCAGGAGCAGCUGGCUCUCAAGGAUGCAGAGAUAGAACGUUUGCAGAGCCAGCUCUCCAGGACCUCCUCAUACACUGAAGUGGCAGAGAGAGACCAAGAAGUUCAGCGGUUGAAGAUAGGAAUGGAGACAUUAUUGGCUGCCAAUGAGGAAAAGGACCGUCGGAUUGAGGAGCUGACACUGCUGCUGAGCCAGUACAGGAGGGUCAAGGACAUCAUGAUUGCAGCUCAUGGCUCUUCUGUCUCUGGAGGCAGUGAUGAGGAAAUUGAGGCAACUUUAAGGAAGUGGAAUCUUUUGAACAACUCCCAAGGAGAAUUACUGAAAACAGAGGCCUCUGCAGGAGAAUUGCCACCAGCUGUACUCCCUCCAGUGCCACACAAAGCUUUGGAAAUCAGUGGAAGCAUUCCAAUACCUUCAAGUAAUUUGACCUCUCCGCCGGAAGAAUCUUUGGACGUCACAAAGAGGGUUCCACAUCAAAAAAAGUCAAGCAGUUUAGAAGACUUGCAGAGUGAAUCCUUGGAUAAGUAUGUAGAUGGAAAACCAGCACAGCCUGUUGUAGAACAAGAGCAGCAGAGUAAGGCAGUGGGGAAAGGCAGCAAGUACCAGACUCUGCCAGGAAAGCUGCCCCGAGCCCUGCAGAACGGAGAGCAGGGCAUGCACAGCUCUCCUGAUGGAUGUGGCACAGGGGACAACGAUGACAGCAGCAUCCCAGGCCUCAAUCGCGGCAGGAGUGUCAGUGCACCUGUGCUAGGAGAAACAGAGAGCAUGGAUGGCGCAGUGGUCUCUGAUGAUCUUUCACCUCUCUCUUCGGGAACGGAUUCAAGCCCUCAAUCUCCAUGGUCUCCAGAAAACAGAAAGAGUCCAAAAGGGAUCAAGAAAAUCUGGGGAAAAAUUCGAAGGACUCAGUCAGGUAACUUCCCUGCAGACGACCUGGGGCUGGCGGAGUUCCGCAGGGGAGGGCUGCGCGCCACCGCUGGACCGCGCCUAUCCCGAUCCAAGGACACCAAAGGCCACAAGAGUGACCACAAUGCCCCAUUUGCCCAGUGGAGCACUGAAAGGGUUUGUAACUGGCUGGAGGACUUUGGCCUGGGCCAGUACGUGAUUUUUGCCCGGCAGUGGGUGACAUCAGGGCACACGCUGUUAACUGCCACACCUCAGGACAUGGAAAAGGAAAUGGGAAUAAAGCACCCACUGCACAGGAAGAAAUUGGUUUUGGCCAUUAAAGCCAUAAAUGCAAAACAAGAUGAGAAGUCUGCACAACUUGAUCAUAUCUGGGUGACACGGUGGCUUGAUGACAUUGGCUUGCCUCAGUACAAAGACCAGUUUCAUGAAUCCAGAGUAGAUGGGAGGAUGUUGCAGUACUUAACUGUGAAUGACCUCCUCUUCCUCAAAGUCACCAGCCAGCUGCAUCACCUGAGUAUUAAAUGUGCCAUUCACGUGCUGCACGUCAACAGCUUCAACCCCCACUGUCUACGCAGGAGGCCAGUUGAGGAGAGCAACGUCUCUCCUUCCGACGUGGUGCAGUGGUCCAACCACAGGGUGAUGGAGUGGCUCAGAUCCGUGGAUCUGGCAGAAUAUGCACCCAACCUUCGAGGCAGCGGGGUGCACGGCGGCCUGAUCAUUCUGGAACCUCGCUUCAAUGGUGACACGCUGGCCAUGCUCCUGAAUAUCCCACCCCAAAAGACCCUCCUGCGCCGCCACCUCACCACCAAUUUCAACGUGCUAAUUGGCCCAGAGGCACAACAGGAAAAAAGAGAAAUCAUGGAGUCAGCAGCAUACACACCUCUGACCACCACUGCCAAAGUUCGGCCAAAGAAGCUCGGAUUUUCGCAUUUUGGAAACCUAAGGAAAAAGAAGUUUGACGAAUCAACAGACUACAUUUGUCCUAUGGAUACAAGCCCGGUUGCUACGAAUGGUACCUCGAAAAACUAUGGUGGCUACAAAGGACUGAGUCCUUUCACUGACAGGGAACUGGAUCAGAUGGAGCACUCAGAAGGCACAGUAAUGCAAAUAGGGGCUCUUUCCCAAGGCAUAACCCACCUCACGGUACGUACUCAUUCCUCUCCUGUUCCUGUCACAAAUGUGUUCUGCCAAAACUCACUGAAACUUGGUCAUUGCUGCUGCUAAUGAAGAGUAAGUGGGCCUCUGUUCUUAUUAAAUACCUCUUUACAGCCUGGAGGACAUUCAGUCAAAAAACCCCUGCUUUUAAACUGCUAAGCUUAAUUUAGGCCUCUUUUAAGUUGUCAUGAACUCUGCUGUCUCUUUGACAAAAUGACAAUGUUCAUCCCCCUAAAUGAAAACACUUCAGAUUUUGCAGGUAACCACCACCCCAGUCACAGCAGCCAGGAACGUGGUACAGACUUUUGAAAAUUUAUGUGAGUUAAAACUCUGUGCAAAACAAAACAGCUCACUUUUGCUUCCUCGCUCCACAGAAGCUAACUCAUUAAAAAAUAAAAAUAAGUGACUGGAAGGACAUAAGGAAGAAUUACAAAAUAUAGUUGAGGUGCAUGCCAGACACAAAAUCUCUAAGAAUUUCCUCAAGUAAAAAUAUUUAAAGCUGUAUUGAAGAAAUUCCCUUUGAUUGUGUGUGGCUCUCACCUUGUGAGCCUGAGCUGGGUUUCUGGGAACCUCUCCCCAAAUACCCUCAGUCCCUCCCACCUUGUUCUUUCAGACACUGCUGAGCCAGGAUGAAAUGCUCAAUGACAGCAGGUUUUUAACACCGACCUUUGAAGACUGGAGAUGAUGCUCCAGCAUGACCAAGAACACCACUUGUACCUCAUACCUGCAGGAGCAGCCAGGAGCAGCUGGGAGCCCUGGAGCAGGAAAAUUUUACCUCUUCUCUGCCUCUGCCACCUCCCACGUAGCAUUUCCUGUUGUCAGUGUAGCCACACGUUACAGGUAACUCUCCUCUGUGCUGUUUUCCCACAUCAUGCAGUAGGAAACAUGGGAGAGGAGUGGGACUCAUGUCCAGAGUCUGGAAAGUAAAGACUGGCAAUGUUUUGUUCUUUUAUUCAGUUGCCUGUUACAUGCUAUGUUGAUGUACAUUUACAUGGAAGACCUUUUGUAAUUUUUUAUUUUUGUAAUUAACUUGCAGUGCAGGAAUCAUGAAUAUGUAACUGUGCCACGGGGGCUAACCAGAACUCCCUGAAUUCCCUGGAAUUCAGCUGGGUGCUGGUGAGGGCAGCAGCAAUGGCUCACUCACCACUCCUGUGCUCUUGCCAGACUGGUCCCCAGGAGGGAUUUCAAUCUCUCCUCCCUUUCACUGCCACCUGUCCUGCCCUCUUUUUAUCCAAGUCAGUGCACUGUAAGAUGGGAAGAAUGGAA